UGUUCGAAUUUAUUUAGAGAAACAACUAUGUCAGUCGAGCGAGCUUUUUAAAAACAUUGAUAUUCUGUUUAUAUUCGUCUACUGUAUGUUUUGUUAAAAUUUAAUAUUUUUCAAAAAUGGCUGCCAAGAACGCAAGUUCCAUCCAGGUGUGCAUCAAGGUGCGUCCUUGCGAGUCCGGACGCACCACGAUCUGGCAGGUGAAGGAUGGCCGCUCCAUCCACAUGGUAGACAGCCACGUGGAGCCCAGUGUCUUUGACUAUGUAUUCGAUGGAGCCACAACCAACCAGAUGGUGUUUGACCGGAUGGCCAAGAACAUCGUGCACGCCUGCAUGCAGGGCUUCAACGGAACUAUUUUUGCCUACGGCCAGACAACGUCGGGGAAGACCUAUACCAUGAUGGGCGACGGAAAGAACCCGGGUAUCGUCGUGCUGGCCGCCAAGGAAAUAUUCCAACAGAUAUCCAGUGACACGCAGCGCGACUUUCUACUUCGCGUGGGUUACAUCGAUAUUUACAACGAGAAGAUAUACGACCUGUUAAAAAAAAAUCAGGACGUGAAAAUCCUCGAGUCUGGGAACGCAGUAGUAAACAUAAACUGCGAGGAGUGUAUCAUAACCAGUGAGGACGAACUCCUGCGCCUCCUCUGUACAGGCAACAAAGAACGUAUGGUGCUCGAAACCAAAAUGAACGAACGAUCCAGCCGCUCGCAUGCCAUUUUUCGGAUAGUUAUUGAGUCCCGGAAAUCGGAUCGUAGCGACGAUGACGCUGUAAUUCUGAGCGUGCUGAACUUAGUAGAUCUGGCUGGAUCCGAAAGGGCAGAUCAAACUGGUGCCCGUGGUGCUCGCCUCAAGGAGGGCGGCCAUAUAAACAAAAGCUUGAUUUCUCUCAAUAACGUUAUCAAGAGCCUAUCCGAGAAAGUAGAGAACAAUCUUAUCAACUUUCGUGAGUCCAAACUCACUCAAAUCCUGCAGCCAUCGCUGGGUGGCAAUGCCUUAACCUCCGUCAUCUGCACAAUCAAGCCUUCGAUCAUGGAAGAGUCGCAAUGUACCCUGAGCUUUGCUAAACGUGCCGAAAAGGUCAGCAUUAAACCCCAGGUCAAUAAAGUUCAAUCCGAUGGAACUAUGUUGGGGCGACUAGAUCGCGGGGUAAAGAUGUUGCAAGAAAAGCUAGCAGAGGAGGUGCGCCAGAACAAGAGCCAGUUGAUAGUGCAGGAUUUGGAGCGCCGCAUCAAGCGUGACAUGCUUAAAAUCGUUACGGCCACCUCACUGAACGACCUCCGCAUUCAGAAGCGACGCCGCACUUGGACUAUAUCCGGAUCAGAAGGUGAGAAUGCAUCUACUUUAUUGCAAACUGUGACAGAUGAAUCUCGCCUGCCGCGACCAUCAAAGAUGUGCAAUCUGCCAAAGCCAACGUUUUAUCCCCACACAAACGAUUCGCAACGAAGGGAGAUGGCUCCCAAAACCAACAGUAUUUCUCAAUCUCUCAAAGAAGAAUUAAUCCCAACUUUAAGUAAAGAACAGAAGCUCCAAAACCUUUUGGACGAAGAGGAGGCAUGCAGUAUUCCUUCCGUAUUCACAAAUAUUUCUAAAAAAGAUCAGGAGUCGGUUUCACACUACGAUGCCCUGCGGUUGGAGGUCUCUGCCCUUACUGAAUCCAACCAAAUAGCAAAGGAGGCGAUAGAGAAGUACGAGGAGGAAGUGAAGAGGCUAAAGGGGACCAUUGAGAAGCUGGAAAUGGAUAAACGCGAGGCACUAGAUCUGGGGCUGCGCUUUGAGUCACAUAAGACCAAGUCCAAGCAGCUGGAAACCGAACUGCUUUCGGCCCUCUCCGAGAAGGAUUUAACCAUUGAAGGUUUGCAAAAAUCCCUGAAUGAGCUUUCUCGGGAUGUGUUGCGCAAUAGCAAAGAGGAUGAUUUACGUUCCAUAUGUCCCGAUCUUGAGUCCAACUGCGAGAGGAUCUGCAGCAAGUGUCGGGAGUUGGAGCACCUGCCGAUCACGGAUGACUUGGGACUCGAGACGAUCGCCUGCCAGUGUGAUCAGCUGCGAUCCGAGAUUGCUGCAACGAGGACCAAAUUGGAAAACGUGCAGUCAGCCUUUAGUCAGGCGAGCUGCGAGGUUACCCAAAAGACCACUGAAUGCGAACGACUCUCCAGACAGGUAUCGACGACCCAGGAUGACUUCGGAGAACUGCAGGGCAGGUAUAACUCACUGGAGCAGCAGUGGCUAGAUCAACAAAUGACCAUCGAGACCAUGCAGGCAGAUUACGUUGCUAUCCAGCAAAAAUACCAGAAGCUUCAGGAGGAGUAUGAGCAGAUGGAAAAAAUAUCUGACGAGCAGUGCAAGCAGCUGCAGUCUGAUAAUACGAAUUUACAAGCGGAGAUUGGAAAUCUUAAGGAGCGAGUUGAAGAUGCUCAGCGCAAACUUUUGGAAACUGUGAAUACAGAAUCUUUUGUAGAAGAGUUGAACGCUCAAAACCAAGUUCUCAGGUCACAACUUAAUGAAUUGAAGUCGAAUUUCAACAAUAUCCAACGGGAAUACGAAAGUCUAUCCAACCAACUUUUGGAAAGUGUCCUGGAGAAUGAUGCCCUCCGAGAGGAGCUAAAGCAGCGACCCUCAAACUUCGAUGUGGAGUCCAUGAAGAGUUCCGGGCUAGGUACUGAGUUCAGCGAUCUGGAGCAUUUGUUUGAAGUUGAUAGCGAUCUUAUGCAGCAGUUUGUCAAGCUGAUGGAGUCCAUCCAACAGAUCGAGCUCCAUGACCAUUCCGGAAUUAGUCGUCUUUUUCAGAACCACCCGGUGGAUCGGGAUCAAAGCGUUCUAGGACUAAAACUUUUUCUCGGGUCUCCGGAGUACAUUGAGAGCGAAACCGGUAAGCAAGACUCAUUUGAUUCUCUUUGCUUAAAAGGCUUUCUGAAGCGCCAGAGAUUUCAGAUUGUGAGAAUUGGUCAUGAACAGGGUUUUAUAGGGGAAGAAGAGCGACUCCGUGAAAAAAUUUCGCAAUUAAAGCAGGAAGUCGAAAAUAAGACGACCCUCAUUGAGGAAGACAAGGCACUUAUCGGUGAGAUGCGUGUAAAGAUGACCGACCUAGACAGAUUGAGUUCCCUACAAAAACAAAAUGACGAGAUGAGUUUAUUGUACAAGGAGGUCCAGGAUAAAGUUACCAGAGAAACUACAGCCCCAAGCACCUCCGAUAAAAAAGAUCAUGAGUUACAUGAAGUAAUGUGUCUUAAAGAAUCCCUAGCAGAGUUGAGGGACAAGGUGUGUGACCUCCAGGCCAAAUUGGAAAUUCAAUUGAAACAAAUGCAGCUGAAGGAUGAGAACAUAGCUAAGCUGCAGAUAGAUAUAGAGGAAAUGGGUGAGCGGUGCUCAUCAAUGGGUGUGAGGCUUGCGGAGUUGGAGGAGAAGAUCCAGCAUAAACAGGAUCAAUUAGAGAAUCAGGCGAAAGAGCUUUCCGAUAACCUAAGCAUUAUCGAAAAACUCCAAGCAAGAAAUGCGAAACUCGAAGAAGGCAGCAUUUUUGCGGCAGAUUCUUUGAAACUGCAGAUUAAGCAGGAGCAGACAGUUGAUUCUUCCGAAUAUAAGCAAAAAAUAGAAGUUCUCGAAGAAUCGUUGAAGAGGGCCCAAGAAGAUAUACAAAUUUUGGAGAGGAAAAAGACGGAUGAAAUCAACAACCUGCAGUUGGACUAUAUGAUGAAGAUCGAGACGAGCGAAAAUGAAAACCGAGCCAAAUUCCGUACUUAUAGCCUAGAGCUGGAGGAAAGUAAAGAACGACAUGACAACAGUGUAGCCACUUUGAAGGAACAACUAUUUCAGGCCGGGAAAGAGCUGUCUUGUGUUAGGGCUCGCUGUCAGGCAGAUAUGAAAAGAAUUAAAUCUGAUCUUCAAAAGAUAAUUGCUCAGGCUGAGGAAGACAGGAAUGGUUUAAUUGCGCAGCACCAGUCCGAUUUGCAAAAAAUCAAAGAAACUCUGAAGCUAAAGUUGGCUGAGGAGCUGUUAAGCCAAGCCGAUGAAGAUCGAGAUAAGGCAACGGCCUUGAUUGAUGAGAUGAGAAACAGCUGGGAGGAGAUGUUAAGGAAUAAUAGCACCAUGAAAGUUACUAUUGGGGAGCUGGAAAAAUCGAAAUCUGACCAGGAUUUGGCAUUGAAAGAAGCUAAAAUAGAGAAAAAUCAAUUACAAAAGCUGUACGAAAAGAGCCAGGAGGACCUACAAAGUCUACUAACCUCUACUAAGGCUGAGAUAACCAUUGAGUUCCAGGAAAAGUGUGAGCAAUAUCUUCAAGACUUGGAUAAAUUGAGACAAGAAAAGAUUACCUUACAGUCGGAGAUUCAGGAUGCCAAUGCUCAGCACUCAAGCACCCUUAUGCAGCUUGAGAAAGUUCAACAUGAAAUGCAUACUAUUAUCAAGCAGAAGGAGUUGGAGAACAGCAAACUAAAGGACAAACUCGAAGUUUUAACAGCCAAGAUAACCGAUCUGGAAAACGCUCUGAAGUCGGCUACGUCCAAGCUUCUUGACUAUGAUGAUCUCUUUUCCGAGUACGAACGGCUAAAAAUUUGCUUUUCCGAGGCCAAAGAAUUGUCCGGGAACCUGGAAGAGGAAGUAGAGCUCUUGCGAUCGAAAGUGCGUGAUGCCCAGAAUGGAGUCUCCAGCAGAGAUGUACAAAUUGAACAGCUUCGCUCAGAGCUACAGCAUGCUAUGGACGCAAAGAAAACUGCCAGUGCGUACAAAUUAGCUCUGGAAAAGCAGCUCGAAGAAGUUGAGGAAAAGGCGUCAAUGGAGACAGAAAAGUUUAAACGUGAGGUGAAAGAACUAAAUGGUUCAAUAAACGAGCUGCAACUCAAGCUUGAAUCUCUGCAAGAAACAAAUGGCAAAUUGGCGAUCGGGCAAGAAGAGCUAAAAGUACAGCUGAAGAAUACCCAGAAUCUGGAGAAAAUGCUGGAAGAAUUGGAAAAAAUAAACACCGAUCUCAAAGACCGGAUACAAGCCAAGGACGAUGAAAUCAAUAAAAAAUCCACAGAAAUAGGACUGGAACUGGAGCUAGGCCGCAGCAGAAUUGAAGAACUGAACAAAGAAUGCGAAACUCUGCGAACAGAUCUAAAAACUAAAACAAAUCAAUUCCAGCGAGAAAAAGAAAAUUAUCUGCAAAAUAAUAAUAAACAGCUGGAGGAACACCUGACCAUACUUAGAGAGAAGAAUGAAGAAAAUGCUAGACUUGAGGCUCAGUUGAUAUCCAAUAAGACAGCACUUGCAUCCAUGGAAGAAAACUCGAGUAAACACCAGUUGGCCAUGGAGGCAGCUAAUAACAAAAACCUUGACCUGGGUGAAAAGGUUCAUGAAUUGACAACGGAAUGCAAUAUGAUUCGAUCAGAUUUGCAAUCAAAAGAGGCUUAUUUCCAAAAGGAGAAGGAAGUGUUCCUUGCCACCAUUUCUGAUAUAUUGAAAGAGAAGAGCAACUUGGAGGCAUCGGUGGAUUUGCAUCAUAGCUCUCUUCAAACGCAAUGCGAAGAGCUACGAUCAACUCUGAAAUUGAAGGAAGCUGAUCUGCAAAAUAACAGACAGCUGAUGAAAGAAAAGGAUGAAGCUUUUCUUAAGCUUUCAUCCAAUCGGGCAGCAUUUAUGGAAGACUUGACUAAACAAAAACUAGCCACGGUUGAUGCUGUUAAAAAGAGCCUCGAGAAUGAACAGAGAGUUAAUGAGCUUACAAGGGACUGCGAGCACCUGAGUUCAACUCUAAAAUCUCGUCAAAACAGUUAUCAAACGGAGAGGGAGCGCAUGCAUGGCACCAUCACCAGCCUAUUAGAAGACAAACGCAGCCUUGAGGAAAAACUGUGCACUGUCACCGAUAUCAUGAAUGACCUUAAGAGUGAAGUGGCGGCUUUACAAGCUCAUAAAGUGAACGGCGGCAGUGUACUUCUCGAGUCAACUUCCCCCAGCGUUUCGCCUACUUCUGGAACAAUGAAAAUUAGUGAGCCAAAGGUACAUAUAAUUUUCUCAAAAUCCAAGGAAAAAUCUUUAAAAAAUUUAUUUCUCAAAAGAAAUUAAAUGGUCUUGAGUUUACGGUGCGGCGAAAUCGACGGAUCACGGCUCAUGAUGAGCACCGCAAGCAGUCCUGUUGGAACGGCACUCGCGAUUGUGAAAAUAUUGCGGUUCCCGAGGACAGAAAUUGACAUUGUGUUGAGGUGAACUGCACCUACAGACUGAUUCCGAACUGGAAACAAUCAUAAGGAGUACAAACAACGCUUGGAAUUGGUUUUAUAUUAAAAACACUAGCAUCAAAGAGUUACAAGAGAUAGUUAAAAAUAUAUCAUCUCACAGCAUCACUUUCGCAACGAUGAGCUGCAGGGAUUUUAGGGAAACGAUGGCUCCGGGAAGGUAGCCAAAUAAGUCAUGAUGAAUGUUAUUCAAGUAUUAGGUUUCUUUUUGUUAAGUGUUACUUGCAAAGGCUCAACCUUUUAUAUUUAAAGUUUGCUGUUUAUAUGUA
Drosophila eugracilis is the source of this 6471-nucleotide messenger RNA. Its product is annotated as kinesin-like protein KIN-7O. Gene Ontology annotation, biological process: mitotic cell cycle; microtubule-based movement. Lineage: Eukaryota; Metazoa; Arthropoda; Insecta; Diptera; Drosophilidae. Gene Ontology annotation, cellular component: microtubule. Gene Ontology annotation, molecular function: plus-end-directed microtubule motor activity; microtubule binding; ATP binding. The record is from RefSeq and is a predicted model, not a curated record.